This is a messenger RNA of Mytilus trossulus (common blue mussel), 570 nucleotides long. RefSeq lists its product as uncharacterized. Bases 5 to 478 code for a protein of 157 amino acids. The record is from RefSeq and is a predicted model, not a curated record. NCBI's taxonomy places the organism in Eukaryota, Metazoa, Mollusca, Bivalvia, Mytilida, Mytilidae. The transcript is spliced from 3 exons.
GAUAAUGAAUUACUAUUAUUUAAUCAUGAUGAUUUGUUUUUUAUUCAAUAGUAUAGGAGCAACUAAAAUGCGAUGUUUGAUGAAACGUUAUGACAGGAUCACACAAGGAUGUUGUCAAGGAAACGUAUACAACAGAUCUGUUAGCGGUUGCUGUAAUAACAAGUUAUAUGACAUAUCACAUCAAGGUUGCUGCCAGGAUAUUAACAUUUACAAGGUACCAUUCCAGGGAUGCUGUGGGGAUAUCGUAUACAACAAACAUCAUGAUGCCAUACGAUAUGAAUGUUGUAAUGGUCAAGUAUUUAAUACUGCUCUAGGAAGAUGUUUUGACGAUACCAUCAAAAACAAAACCAUUGUUAAACAUACAGUAGAAUCAAGCAAUAGUGCAGUUAUUUCCAGGGAGGAUAUUUCACAAAGCAUCUUGGUCUGCUUCCUAGUUUUGACAUGUUUGGUAGUCAGCUAUCCCCGACCUUCUCACUAACUGUGGUUGUAAAAUAACUUUGUCUCGCUCACAUAUGAUAGAAGUAACAAGAAUCAGUGUUACGCUAGUAUAUUUGGAUAUAAGUUUACGAA